AUGUCUGAGCAGCAGCAGUUCGCCGGAGACGCGGAGGCUGCGGAGGUUUCGGAGGCGACCGAGCAACUCGAAGGAGUCGCGGGCAGCAGCAGCGGCGGCGGCAACAGCGCGGAAGGAGGGGGCGGCGGCGGCGGGGGAGGGGGCGGCGGCGGCUCGGGCGAAUCGGAGGGAGCCAAAAUUGAUGCGAGCAAGAACGAGGAGGAUGAAGGGAAAAUGUUCAUCGGAGGCCUUAGCUGGGACACUACAAAGAAAGAUCUUAAGGACUACUUCACAAAAUUUGGUGAAGUUGUAGACUGCACCCUGAAGUUAGAUCCUAUUACAGGGCGAUCAAGAGGUUUUGGUUUCGUGCUUUUCAAGGAGUCUGAAAGUGUGGACAAGGUCAUGGAACAAAAAGAGCACAAACUUAAUGGCAAAGUGAUUGAUCCCAAAAGAGCUAAAGCCAUGAAAACAAAAGAGCCAGUUAAAAAGAUUUUUGUUGGUGGCUUGUCUCCAGAUACACCUGAAGAAAAAAUAAGGGAAUACUUUGGAGGUUUUGGUGAGGUGGAAUCAAUAGAGCUUCCCAUGGACAAUAAAACUAAUAAACGGCGUGGAUUUUGCUUCAUUACUUUCAAAGAUGAAGAACCAGUGAAGAAGAUCAUGGAAAAAAAAUACCACAAUGUUGGUCUUAGUAAGUGUGAAAUAAAAGUAGCCAUGUCAAAAGAACAGUAUCAGCAGCAACAGCAAUGGGGAACUCGAGGGGGAUUCUCUGGUAGAGCCCGCGGCCGAGGUGGAGGUCCCAGUCAAAGCUGGAACCCAGGAUACAGUAAUUAUUGGAAUCAGGGUUAUGGCAACUAUGGAUACAACAGUCAAGGAUAUGGUGGCUAUGGAGGCUAUGACUAUACCGGCUACAACAACUAUUAUGGAUAUGGGGAUUAUAGCAAUCAGCAGAGUGGUUAUGGGAAGGUGUCUCGGCGAGGAGGUCAUCAAAAUAGCUACAAACCAUACUAAAUUAUUCCAUUUGCAGCCAAUCCCAAACAGGUAAGUUCUGUUUUUGUAAGUUGUGUCCUAACUUUAUAAUUAAUAGUAGUUUUCAAGUACAUUGUGUAAGAUAUUGUAAUGAUUGAUGUUUUAAAAUUUCACAGCACCCAGAAGUGCUUACCGUAAUGUAACGUAAUGACUUUGAAGAUAAGUAACACAGGUGCUCUUAAGCUUUUGCCUUUUGCCCUAUAAAUUAACAAGUCAGUAAAGUUAACAGGUAAAGUACUGCUAAUGGGUACAAAUUAAGGAAUUGCAGCGAAACAGUAUUGCCUACUAACUCUGAUAUUAUACCUUGUUUGUACCCGCCAGCGGGAACUUCCUUGCAGGCCCUGUGUCGCGCUGACUUCCCGAUUCUCACAGGCCCGCUCAAUGCGGACAGGGUACGAGAUGCUCACGCUCUCGAAUGCUGCCGUUUGGUAUGGUCUCUUCCAACAUCCUGUAUCAGCAUUAUAAUAAAAUGGAUACUUCAAGCUUUGCCUUCACUUAUUUCUUUGCUUGUAAAACAAACUACUUGUAAUGUAAUUUUAAUGCAUUUUUUACAGGCCCAGUAAUGGUUAAAUACAUCAGCUUACUGAAUAAUUUUAACUGUUUGUUCUUCUAAGGAUACAGCUUGUCUCUGGAUUUUCCAGUCUUAAUUUUAUAUUUUAUUAAUCUAUUUUAAUGCUUGCUUUUCCCAUUUUUAUAGACGUUGUAGCAGUAAUUGCAAGAUGUUCUUGAGCUGAAGUCCUGUUGUGUCAACGCCUCUGACUUUUCAAUAUAUACCUAUUUAUAGUAGAUACUUAACUCUUUCUCCUUGUUGUAUUUCUUUUAAUGGAUAAAUAGCGCUGUCUGGCCGGCCAGUAUAAGUCUUUAACAGAAGAGUUUGGGCCGAAAAUAGCCACUCACCAAAUUACUACUCUUGGUGGUGGUAGAGCAUUAAGGAUUCGGGGAGAUGCUUAAUGGCAUUCGGUGAAUAAAUAAGUAUUUCUUAAAUAAUUUCAGAUGUGGCAAGAUCCUUGUUCAAACAGUGGUGCACAUGUGGAUUUCCAGCUCAUGGACUCUCCUGUUCAGCUUUAAUAUAAAAAGCAUACUUGAUUAAUGUUAAUAUGAUAUUUAUAUAGUGGGAUGUAGGGGUUUCUAAACACUUUGUGACUUUAGCUAGAAUUUGUGGUCUUCACAAACUGACCUCCCUUUCUUUCUUUCUAGGUGGACAAGCAGUAUUCUCAUUUGAAGAUUCAUUUUGAGGUGGCUCAUGCUGCCUGCUAAUAGCAGUUCAAACUAAUUUUUUUGUAUCAAGUCCCUGAAUUGGAAGUAAGAUGUUGGCCCUCUGAAGUUUGAUUGUGUUCUCAUUACAACAGAAUUGCUUUCACCGUCUUUUUUUUUUUUUUAAUUGCUAUGCUUGAGAAUCAAUUUCAUUUAUGCCCCACACCCAUUUUGUUCCCCAGUAUUGUAGAAAAAGUCUUGUGUUUAAAGCCCAGUGUGACAGUGUCAUGAUGUAGUAGUGUCUUACUGGUUUUUUAAUAAAUCUUUUUGUACAAAUGUG
This is a messenger RNA of Varanus komodoensis (Komodo dragon), 2539 nucleotides long. RefSeq names its product heterogeneous nuclear ribonucleoprotein D (gene HNRNPD). The transcript has 7 exons. Gene Ontology annotation, cellular component: nucleoplasm. The record is from RefSeq and is a predicted model, not a curated record. Gene Ontology annotation, biological process: regulation of gene expression. Bases 1 to 987 code for a protein of 328 amino acids. NCBI's taxonomy places the organism in Eukaryota, Metazoa, Chordata, Lepidosauria, Squamata, Varanidae. Gene Ontology annotation, molecular function: RNA binding.